AUGAGCUCGCACAGUCCGACUCCUUCACGCGCUGCAGCGGCCCACCUGGUGAACACCCCUUCGUGCUCUGCUCCCAACGCUCUCGUAGCUUCUCCCUCCACGUCCUCCUCUUCGACGACGGACGAUUGCGAAUCGUUGUACCUCGUUGCGCAAUCCCUGUUGGCACAGGUGGUGACGCUCCUGGAGGAUGUUGUCGUAUCGGAUCAACAACUGAGUACGGUCAGUGAAUACGUUCCGGGGAGUACGAUUGGGAAACACCUGAGGUCAGUACAGCAGCCAGCGCUUUUUCUCCGAUGGGCUGCGAACGAGAGAGCGAGGAUGAACGUCGCUCGCGAGGACAAAGAGCAACAUCGCCGUUGUAUACGAUGUAACGCGGCACUUGGCAGUCGAAGAGCUGAUUUAUCAUCUGAUCCUGAUCCUACAGACACCUGCAUGAUCACUACCGACUCUUACUGGACUCGUUACUCGUCGCAACGCCACACGACGCGUCCUCCUCCUCGUCCUCGCCGUCCCCGGUCGAGCUCUCCUACGACGUUCGAUCGCGCAACAUCGCUUCCGAGACCUCGCACAAAGCCGCACUAGAGGCCUUCAUCCAGCUCCAACACCGUCUCGAGACCGAGACGAGGAGGGGGACCGCGAUCGAGCCCGAUCGCACGAUCUGGUUGGAGGCGGUCACACCGUUCAAGGUUCGCGUCGAGUCGAGUUGGGCCAGGGAGGUGAGUCGCUUCUCUACACAUGCUGUUUCGAUCGACCGAGAAUGCUGAUGGUGGUCAAUCGGGUUCGGGUUCGCACGCUUUUCCUCGCAGCUCUGGUUCGUGAGCUUGCAUGCGACACAUCAUUUGGCGCUCGUGAGGGUCAGUUUCCUCAUUUUCAGCCUAGAUCCAGAUCACGAUCCCACAACUUGACCCUGACUUUUGACUUUGUCUCAUUCCAGGUCGUAGCAACCGAACUGGGCCUCACCGUCCGGGACGAGUUUGGCGUGGCCCCUUCGACGCUGGUCGCACGCACCCAAAGGCACGACGACGAGACGCAGACCCGAUCCGAGGCGAAGGACAAGGUCGAACACAAGAUCAAGCGCGAUGAGCAGAAGCACGAACCGGGGAAGAGUGCCAAGAGGAGGGAGUCCAAGUUGUAG
This is a messenger RNA of Microbotryum saponariae, 1135 nucleotides long. The record is from the annotation of a GenBank genome assembly. NCBI's taxonomy places the organism in Eukaryota, Fungi, Basidiomycota, Microbotryomycetes, Microbotryales, Microbotryaceae.